Drosophila erecta is the source of this 1511-nucleotide messenger RNA. Its product is annotated as ATP-dependent RNA helicase glh-2. The record is from RefSeq and is a predicted model, not a curated record. The coding region runs from base 513 to 1403 and encodes 296 amino acids. NCBI's taxonomy places the organism in Eukaryota, Metazoa, Arthropoda, Insecta, Diptera, Drosophilidae. The transcript is spliced from 2 exons.
AAGCACCAACACAUUGGAGAGAUCUGGCCGCCCCCACUCUUGGGACCCGUAAAAGUUCUGGACAACAUCUGUUUCCCGAAAAGGAAAUCGAAAAGCAAUAAAAACCAGGCACCUCCAAGCAACAAAAUAAACAAAAGAAAACCAAACUAGUUCCUCCUCGAGCUUUGGAUGCAAACCGGUUUCGGCUUUUGUACACCCGUUUUGUUUUUUCCUACAUAAUACAACAUUAUACAAAGUUUGCAUCUGUUACAUGUGCCAAAAAUCGUUUGAUUAUACAAGCCAGUUUUCGUUUAAUUUUUUUUUCGUAUUUGCCGGAACAUCUUGAAUAUCGAUAGAAGCAAUUAGCGCCAUCAGACCAUAGGGGCAGCCCCCUGUGGCGACUGAAAGUGAGAGUUGAUCGGCCGCUGGGACAGACUGAAAUACAUCCAACAGUUGAUCGCGAAGCGGCGCAGCCAACGGACGUGUCCAGCUGCGACCUAAAGAAGGAAACUAAUCUAAUCGAAGAACCCGAAAUGAAUCUAUCAAUUCCGGUGCUAUUUGUGGCCCUCAUCUGUCUGGGAGCUGUAUCGGCGUUUCCCCAACUGAGGCAGCGCAACGAGAAGCAGGUCCAAACCGGCGAUGAAGAUUUGCCCUCCAAGGGCGCAACAAUCGAGGAAGUAGUUGUGGAAUCAGCCUUGUACAUAAAACCGAAGUCAAACCCACAAGUACGACGCGUUCGUUCAGUCCUCGACCAAAUAUCCGGAAUCAAUGCUGCUCAUAAGAGGGUGAAGCGUCAGUUUGGGCGACAAUUUGGUGGUCAGUAUGCUGGAAACCCCGGAUUCGGCGCCGGAUUCGGUGGCGGGCCUGGUUUUGGAGGUGGAUUCGGCGGUAAUCAAGGAUUCGGAGGUAACGAGGGAUUCGGUGGUAAUCGAGGAUUCGGCGGUAAUCAAGGGUUCGGUGGAAAAGUUCAGGCAGACACAUCGGCCGGCGCUGGGGGAACCAAAGCGGGUGUUGAUGUGGGAGCCGGACCCCAUGGUGGCAAUGCCAAUGCCAACGUCGAGUUAAAUCCGCUCGGACCACUCGGACCCGGUGGCUACAACCAGGAGCAGGCCGCAUCCAACGGAGCUGCCCACAGCAACUACAACAAUGGACUCAACUUUGGAUCCUCGGCCGCCAGUGGGCAGGCUCAAGGCUUCCAGUCGCAGAGUGCCAAUGGAUCAUUUGGUGCCUCCUCGGCUAGCACGGCUACUCAGUCCCAGAACACCAGCCCCUUUGGGUCCAAUAAUGCGGCAGGUGCUUCGCUGAGUCAAGUGUACCACCUUCCCAAUGGGCAGACAAUCGACUUUAGCUCCACGACCAGCUUCGCCAAUGGAGGAGCAAACCGCGGCAGCAGCCAUGGGUCGGCAGUUUCUGUCAGCGGCUAAAAGCAAAAUCCGGACUACAGGGAAAAUACCUCCAAGUUAAUCUAUUGGUCAGCAAUCCUAUGUGCAAAUGUCUAUAAAACCCAAAUAAAUAUUUAUGAUUGAAUUGAA